Messenger RNA from Funneliformis geosporum, 504 nucleotides. The record is from the annotation of a GenBank genome assembly. Lineage: Eukaryota; Fungi; Glomeromycota; Glomeromycetes; Glomerales; Glomeraceae.
AUGAAAAAAUUUAUUUUUGCAUCCAUUAUAUUGGCCAUGAUUUCAAUGAUCAAUUCCAUUCUAAUACCUCCUCACCCAACAGCUAAAUUUUUCCAGUGUGUUUUUUUAUUCCCUGUUCCAGUACUACCCAACAUAACACUUUCACCUGAUCCUCUCGUUGCUGGAAAACUCAAUAUUUUUACUAUUUCUGGAAAACUAGACAAAGAUGUCAUAAUUGGCGAUUCAUUUGUUGUUGAAUUUGUUAAUCGAGAAGGUCUUUCUCCAUUAUUUGAACCUUUUACUAUGGAUAUUUGUUCUAGGACUGGAAUAAAGUGUCCAAUUAAAGCUGGUACUGCAUUGAAUAUUUCAGAGGAAGUUUUAGUACCAGCCGAUUUACCUGGUCCUGAUGUAUUCGCUAUUUUAGUUAGUAUCGGUGAUAUUUAUGAUAAAUCUUCAGUUGGUAUCAAUGAAGUUGAUCCUAACUAUCAUCCUAUAGCUUGCGGAAUUGCAGUUUAUGAUAAUUAA